Venturia canescens is the source of this 2558-nucleotide messenger RNA. Its product is annotated as probable cytosolic oligopeptidase A. The record is from RefSeq and is a predicted model, not a curated record. Gene Ontology annotation, molecular function: metalloendopeptidase activity. Gene Ontology annotation, biological process: proteolysis. The transcript is spliced from 11 exons. The coding region runs from base 158 to 2353 and encodes 731 amino acids. Lineage: Eukaryota; Metazoa; Arthropoda; Insecta; Hymenoptera; Ichneumonidae.
UAGGGGUACAGGUCGAUUUACUAUACUUAUUGCUGUAAGCUGUAAUCCCUUCGUAUUCGGCGUAUUCUCUGGUUGAUUCUCGAGUGUGCAAAAAAUGAGUGAGCUUAGAGACUAAUGUAAAAAUUAAAAAAACUAGGAACGUAAAUUCAGUGACACAAUGGCAGUGUCAUUUUGUGGUAAACGUGUUGUUUUGACAAGGAGUUGUCUCCUUAAAACGACAAAGAGAAAGUAUGGAUACGUUAUCUUGCUUCCUGAAAUUGGUGAGGAUUUACCUGAAAAAAAUCCUCUUGUUAAAGAAAAUGGUUUACCAGAAUUCAACACUUUUACUAUCGAGCGUAGUAUUGCAGCAAUUGGCAAACAAACUGUGGAAUUUGAGCAAGCUGUCAAAAACAUAGAGGAACAGUUGGAAAAAAAAAAAGAUGUAGAUAUUGUCAACGAUGUGCUUCACCCUAUUGAAGAAGCAAGUACCUCAAUGGACUCAACUUGGGGCAUAGCAAAGGCUUUGUACUUUGGAAACCAGAGUUUGAUGCCAACAUCGUACUAUCAAAGUAUUCAUAAUCGGAUUUUAAAAGCAAGAGGCACCGUUCAUAUCAGUGUACCUAUAUACAGAGCCUGCAAAGCGGCCCUGGAGAAUAAAGACACAAAACUUACGCAGAGCCAAAGUCGAGCACUGACUAAAAUAACAUUAGAAGGUCGACUCAAUGGUUUGGAGUUGGCCCCCAAAAUGAAAGAUCAUUUUGACUUUUCACAUAGAAAAAUAAUAGUCAGGCAGGAUGAAGUCAACAAAAAGAUACUAUGUGCAACCAAAUUGUUUAAACAUCAAAUAACUAAUCCAACCGUCGUCAAGGACUUUCCAGAGGAUUACCUGAAAAUAAUCGCUGUUGAUCCUGCAAAUCCUCAAAAAGGUCCUUGGAAAAUAACACUCGAACCACACAUCAUGACACCAUUCAUGGAACUUUGUCCAAGUAGUGACUUACGAUGGAACGUUUGGCAAGCACUGGUAACGAGAGGAUAUCAGGGUGAUGAGAACAAUUUACGUACGAGUACUGCAAUCGAGACCAUAAGAGAUCAUCGUAUGAAGUAUUCAAAAUUACUCGGUUAUAAGUCGUACGCCCACUUGAGCAUGGAGACAAAAAUGGCUGGAAGCCUGGAUAACGUUUACAAUGUUUUGGACACGCUUCUGGACGCUGCGUAUCCUUCACAGAUGGUAGAACUUAACGAAUUGGAGAAAUUUGCACAAGAACGUGGAUUCGACAACACUCUGCGAGAUUGGGAUAUCGACUAUUGGGCAAGAAAGCAUCGACGAUCAGUGCUCAAUGUCAAAGAUGAGAUUCUCAGAGAUUAUUUCCCACUACCGAUCGUUUUGAGAGGUCUCUUUGACCUCGUGGAGAGGCUCUUUGACGUGAAAAUGGUCGAAACCCGGAAAACUGACGUUUGGCAUCCUGACGUACGGUUCUUCGAUGUAAUCGAUUUGAACGGAUCGAGCGAUGAGCCAAUAGCGAGUUUUUACCUGGAUCCUUAUGCAAAACGAGAUAAUGGUCUCCGGAUGCAAAGAGACGCCGGCUGGAUGGUUGCCAUUAGAAAUCGCAGCGUGCCUACGUCUACGAAACCGCUCGCUGCCUUAAUAUUUAAUUUCCAGCGGCCAACAAACGAUAAACCUUCGUUAUUGUCCUUCAGAGACGUAGCAGUUUUGUUCCACAAAUUUGGUUACGCUCUUCAACAUUUGUUGACAAAAGCCGAACUCUCUACAGUCGCUGGGAUGUCGAACGUUGAAUGGGACGCGACAGGAAUUAGUGGCCAUUUUUUGGAAAAUUGGUUAUAUGAACCCUCGAUGAUUCGUCAAGUAUCCAGCCACUACGACACCGCGGCUCCAUUGCCUGAAGAUUUCGUACAGAGCUUGACAAACAUAAGAUCCCAUAUGGCUGGUUUCAAACUUUCUCAGGAACUAUAUUACUCAAAGUUUGAUAUGAAACUUCAUGAACUCGACGAGUUUUGGGUACCGAUGAUGGAACGUUUAUGGAAAGAACAUUUCGUUAUACCGUUGGAUAAAACGAACAAUCACCUAACGUCGUGGGUUGAGAUUUUCGUCGGUCAAUGGGGUGCUGCAUACUAUAGUGAUGUCUGGGCGCGUAUGGCUGCAGCCGACGCAUACAGUACUUUCCAAGAACUUCCCGCGGGUGACAAAAAGCUUGAGAAAGAAACAGCGACUCGUUAUAGAGAAACAUUUUUAUCUCUUGGCGGAAGCGUUCCAGCCCUCGAAGUGUUUAGAAAGUUCCGAGGAAGAGAUCCAAAUCCAAAAGCUUUGCUAAAGAAUCUUUGUUUGAGAACAGAUCAAACCGAGCAACCUGAAUAAUGUAGUAUUUUUACCGUUGUCCCAUAUUGCGUGAAGAAUGAAUUUGGAUUCAGAUAAGAUCGUUAUGUUUACGGGAACACCCACAUUAACUCUAAAUCGCGCCUUUAAUUCCCAGUUAAUUCUUUGUCAUUCAGGAGAGAGAUAAUACGAUGUUUAUUUACAAUACAAUUAAAUCUGCUGUACAUUGUGCACAGACCCAAUUCAA